GGCCCUGGCGUCCAUCUGGAUUUGUUUGCCGUUGAAACCCUCAUCAGCAUCGCAAAGACUGCCGUCGACAUCCAUCAAACUGUACCAAAUACAACAAAACGAACGAUGACUUCCAGAAAAGGACCAAGGAGAAAGGGAUCAUCGUCGUCCAACAAAACCGACAACAUUUCCCUGAGCAGUCGCAGCGACUCCUCGUCCCAUAAAUCAGAAGUAGCCGCUUCGCUGAGUAAAAUACUGCUAGACAACUCGGAGGAGGACGACGACUUUCUCUCAGGUGCUAGGUUUCCGAAAAAGGCUCCGCAAAGGAAAACGACGUCGAAAUCGAAAUUUCCGAAAGUUAAGACCGCUAUUGAAGGGGAUGAAGCCUCCGUGAAGAGUGCCCUACCACGUCAAUCGUCUCGCAGCCCAAAAUCACGGAGGAAUAAAUCUGCCCCGUCAGUGGCUGGCGAAACGCCGAAACGUAGGGUUUCCAGGAAUCCAAGAACUGCCCCCGGCAUCGCAUUGCCGGUACACGACGAACAUGAUGGAACCUAUGGUGAGUGUACACUAAACGACGAGGAAAAGGAACCAUCCGCAUCUCCGCUUGCCCUGUCCGCGCAAAACAUCAAGGGGAGCGCGAAGAAAUUGUUCGACAAGGCUGUUCGGGCAGCGAGCCCGACCAGCUUGAGACGGCCCCGUUCCAAGAGCGCGGGGCGCCAAUCAAACAAUGCCAAUCGCGACUCUGAGAUCGCAUGCCCAAAGCGCCAGCCCAGCCCAGGUCGUCUCAAGAAACAUACUGGAGAGCUCGACACGAGCAGAGGAGAUAGAAGCACUUCUUCGAAAAGUCGAUCACAGAGUCCCGGGAGGCUGAAGAAACGGGCCGAGAGCCCUGGAAGCCUGAGGAGGCGAGCUGCUAGUCCUGGAAGAUUUAGAAAGUGGACCGAGGGCCCUGGAGCAUUGAAAAAACCAACAGAGAGCUCUGAGAGCCAAAAGAAACGGGCCGAGAGUCCUGGGAAGUUGAAGAAACAGGCCGAAAGCACCGGAAACACGAAGAAUCGAACUGUGAGUCCAGGAAGGUUGAAAAAGCGAGCCCAGAGUCCCGGGAGGUUAAGAAAGCGGUCCCAGAGUCCCGGAAGAUUGCGGAAACGAGCCGAGAGUCCUGGGCGACUUAACAGGAACGCGAGGAGAAUGGCACGAAAAGAACAAUCCGAAAAUUCAAGUAACUGCGAAAGUGGUGACGGCAAGCUCGGAGCGAUGCUAGACCGAGAUGCCAAAGAAAAAUCAAGGAAAAGAGAAACCAGAAGUAUUGCGAGUGGCUCUUCAAGAAGAAGUUCAUCGGCGGGACCGCUGAGAAAGCCCCGAUCAUCCCGAUCCUCCAGGAGUGGAAAAUCAAAAACUACAGAAGAACCCGGAGACAAAAUUCCGUCCAAGCCUAGGCAGUCUCAUCGAGCUCCCAGUAUCAGUGAAGAAGAUGAUGCACCUCCUAAGGCGCAACCCAGCUAUUCUAAUAUGAAAGACGAGCUACAGAAACACAAAGUUAAAAGAAAUAGGAGCAUGGAUCCGACCAUGGCUCUAGCCCUGCAGAAACAAAUGAUUCUUAAAAGCGAAGAAGAGAAGGAACAAAGUGAACGAACGAGAGCCCCCGUUAGACGAGCCGCAAGCAUGAUUUUGACCCGUGAAAUGGGGCGGAGAGGCAAUCAAGAAUCCUCCAUCGAUCUAAUUCAGUACAAAGAAGAGGAAAUACACAGUACUUCUUAUUUUGCGAGCAACCAUGUCUUGAUAAAUCGAGAGCGUAUGAAACGAGGACUCCGACCUCUCACCCGGAAUGUAGCGAUGGAUCAGUUGGCGAGGAAGAAUGCUGAGGCAAUGGCCAAAUCGAAAAAAUGCAAGUGCCUCGAAACUACAUACGUAGGGAAUGUGAUUCGUGGUGAGUCGAUUCGAUCGAUUCAUCAAUCGGUAAUGCUUCAAAAGCAGGGGCGAGAACGAGCAAACAUAUUGAAUCCAUAUUUCCAAGACUUUGGAGUUGGCACCUCAAAAAGUGAAGAUGGAGAACUGUACAUGUGCCAACUAUUCAGCGAACGCUUGGAACUGCCACUCACGGAUACUCUUGAAGAUAAGACUGAACAGACAGCACCAUGAAACCAUUUUUUACAGAAGACAGGAGGAUGGAAAACAAAGAUGAAGUGCUUCAUUGGGGUAAUUCAUGGUAUGUGGGGUUCUCUGUCGUGUUUUGUGGGAUAUCUAAUCAUAAAUAUUGUCUACUGUG
This is a messenger RNA of Pseudo-nitzschia multistriata, 2245 nucleotides long. The record is from the annotation of a GenBank genome assembly. Lineage: Eukaryota; Bacillariophyta; Bacillariophyceae; Bacillariales; Bacillariaceae.